GAAAGCUUCAUUUUUCAAACUAUUCAACAACAAAAAGAAUAACAAUCAAUACAGACAACAAUCCAUUCAAAUCUAAAAUUGAAAAUUGAAUCAACUGAUAAUCGAAUGAAUAUACAAUCGCAACAUCUUCAAACACAGAAUUUAAUCCGACCAUUUCCUUAUCAUUGCCAUAUCCAACAUCAACAACAUGACCAUUGUCAAAAUGAUAAUCGAUCUUCACCGUCUUUAUUAAUAGAUAUCAAUCAAUUACCAAUAUCGCAACAUCAUACAUCUGAAUUGUCUCAAUCAUCUAUUUCAUCAUCAUCAUCAUCAUCAUCAUGUACAUAUGAAUCAUCAAUAACAACAUCAUCUUCAACAACACAAAAUCAACAAUCACAAGAAUUGUAUGAUGAAUUUUACAUGCAGCCAAUUUAA
This is a messenger RNA of Dermatophagoides pteronyssinus (European house dust mite), 414 nucleotides long. RefSeq lists its product as uncharacterized. The record is from RefSeq and is a predicted model, not a curated record. NCBI's taxonomy places the organism in Eukaryota, Metazoa, Arthropoda, Arachnida, Sarcoptiformes, Pyroglyphidae.